AUGAUACGAGAAGUGUCUCGGGAUAAGGCCUAUUGGAUCCAUCACAAUGAAAUCAGCGAGAAUGGUCAAAUGCUUGUGAAAGAGAUCGGAUGUUUUUUUGGAAGUGCCUCGUUUUUUCGGUUGUGCAAAAGAAAUAUACAAAAGUUUAAUUUUGACGACGAAACAUUGUCCGCUAAUUCAAAAGUUGUAUCUUGGAUUGAAAAAAGUUCUCCUUCGAACUCGUUUUCAGCUGGUUUAAUGAUUCAUCCGACUACAUUCUGGGAGUUCUGCUACCCUCCGUCUUACCAUCAGCGUUGUGGUAUAAAUCAAAAUCUGGAAACAGGAAAAAAAACCUUUGGUGGAAUCACAGGAAUACUUUAUUUUAAGAUUAAGUUCAAUUAAUGACUUAAAUCGUAAAAUUUCUGAACUCAUUUCUACAAAUUUUGAGAAUAAUUUCACUCUUCAAUCAUUUAUAAUAGUGGAAGGUAUAAGCUGUACUUGCCUCAACUCAUUCUUUGUCUAUUUUGAUCAAACUUUGUACAAACAAGAUUCAGUAAUUGGUUGCAUAGAGAUAUGUUUUAAAAUUUUCAAUACAUUGAAUCUAAAAUAUCCUGCAGCCGCCCAAUUACCAUGGGUUUUCAUGCAAGAAUUUUUUUACUAUAUUCAUACGCCUUGUGAUGUAAAAUCACCAAACUUAAGAGCACUUCUAAAUUUUAUGAAUGAAUAAGUUUCAAAUUAUGUCAGACAACAAUAGUUUUCCAUGUUUUAGAUGCGGAAAGGUUGAAGAAUCGCCUAAGUUGUUAAUUAAUCACUUAAAGUUUAUGCAUUUGAUUACCAAAAAUUACACGUUACAAUGC
Molecule: messenger RNA, 836 nt
Organism: Drosophila obscura
Lineage: Eukaryota; Metazoa; Arthropoda; Insecta; Diptera; Drosophilidae
Exons: 4
Coding region: 1-381 (126 amino acids)
Source: RefSeq, a predicted model, not a curated record